UUCCAGUGAGGAGUGCAAUGGGAUCAGUGGUACUCUGUCAGUGGAGUCUGUGCCGGGGCCAAGACUGAACUGGUGUUCUGCCAACACCACUACCCCUGCCCCUACUUUUGCUCCAGCUCCCGUUCCGGGACCUGGGCCCAUGCCUAACCCUGUCAGAAUGGGAGACGGCCUGGAUACUGCGCAGAUGUCGGGUAGCAGCCAGGGGCAGGCUCAGCAAAUGGGCAAUCCCCCACCCCCAGAGUAUUUCAAUCCCAACAGGCCAAAGCGCCAGACCAACCAGCUGCAGUACCUACUCAAAGUGGUGGUAAAAUCCCUAUGGAAGCACCAGUAUGCCUGGCCUUUUCAUACACCAGUGGACGCCAUUAAACUUAACCUGCCUGAUUACUACAAUAUAAUCAAAAUACCGAUGGACAUGGGAACAAUCAAAAAAAGACUUGAAAACAGCUACUACAGGAAUGCCCAAGAAUGUAUUCAGGACUUCAACACGAUGUUUACCAACUGCUAUAUAUACAACAAGCCUGGAGAUGAUAUAUGUUUAAUGGCUGAGGCUCUAGAGAAGGCUUUCCUUCAAAAGGUUGCAGAAAUGCCUCAGGAGGAAAUAGAGAUUCCAGUAAUGACAGGAAAGGGACGUGGCCGAGGCCGGAGAGAGGGUGGUAUAAACCUGAAACCAGGCGCCAUCAUUGAUUCUUCACCCGCGACUCCACAAACACGUGGCCUGUCAAACCUCCCAGCAGCUCCGCAGGCUCGAGGACCAGUGCAGGCCCCACCUUUGCUACCUCCCCAUCCUUCAAUGCAGGCCCUGCCCUCCCAUGUACCCCAAACAUUACCCAGCCUUGCACCACAGCUUGGACCUCCGUACACGAUGGUCCAGUCAGACUGUGUUCCGCAAGUUCCUAUCCUGACUUCUGUGCCUCUCCCCACUCAGACCUCUCUUCCUCCGGUAUCGAUUCAGAACACUGCCCCUAUGCUGCAGAGCCCUAUGACUAUGACCAAACAAAAAAAGAGCCAAAAAAGGAAAGCAGACACAACGACACCUACAGCAAAUGACCAGCUAAGUGAGUCAUCGCCUGCAGAAUCUAAGUCUGGGAAGACAUUACCCAGGCGAGAGAGUAGCCGGCCACCAAAACUGUUAAAGAAGGAGGCUCCAGACUCUCAGCAUCACAUAGGCACGGUAACAGGUCUGAGUGGACCGAGUGGAGGUCGUAGUCCCAAACCACAGGAUCAACUAGGUUAUUGCGCUGGUUUAGUAAGUGAGAUGCUAUCCAAGAAACAUGCUGCUUAUGCUUGGCCAUUUUAUAAACCUGUUGACGUGGAUGCACUGGGACUACACGAUUAUCAUGAUAUCAUCAAACAUCCAAUGGACCUCAGUACCAUCAAGACAAAAUUGGAGACAAAGCAAUACCGAGAUCCCCAGGAGUUCGCUGCUGAUGUAAGGUUAAUGUUUUCCAACUGCUACAAAUAUAACCCACCGGACCAUGAAGUAGUGUCCAUGGCACGAAAGCUACAGGAUGUGUUUGAGAUGCGCUUUGCCAAGAUGCCAGAUGAACCUGACCUCAAGCCAUUGGUUUCUGCCCCAACUCCUACGCUUCACCAUCCAGCUCCUGUUAAGCCCCAGCCCCCUUUGGCACUCGUCGCCUCGUCUUCAGACAGCUCCAGUGACUCAUCCUCUGAGUCGGAGUCUUCCACAGAUGACUCUGAAGAGGAAAGAGCCCAGCGGUUAGCAGAACUCCAGGAGCAGCUCAAGGCUGUCCACGAGCAGCUGGCUGCCCUGUCACAACCACAAACCAGCAAACCAAAGAGAAAAGAAAAGGAAAAGAAAGAGAAGAAAAAAGAUAAGCAUAGGAAGAAAGGCAGCAUUCCAAGCCUUGUAGAUGAGAUCCAGGAUGCCACAACGGUUUCGCAGCUGUCCAAGAAAACUAAGACCACAAACAGUAACAAAGAGAUUGUUACUAAGAAGAAACUCAGUAAAAAGGAUGCAUUGAAAAGUAAUCAUCCUCCCAGUCUGCAGCUUGUUCCCAGCCUGGAGGACGAUCUUGGAACAACUGGGCCGUCAGUUCCCGGGGAGAAAUGCAAGCCUAUGACUUACGAAGAGAAGAGGCAGCUAAGCCUGGACAUUAACAAGCUUCCUGGUGACAAACUUGGCCGUGUAGUACAUAUUAUUCAGUCAAGGGAGCCGUCACUCAAAAACUCAAAUCCUGAUGAGAUUGAGAUUGACUUUGAGACCCUGAAGCCUUCAACUCUGCGUGAACUGGAGAGAUAUGUGUCAUCCUGCCUCAAGAAAAAGAAGAAGGUUCCAGCUGAGAAAGCCAUUGAGUCAGUGGUUUCCUCCAAAAAGAUGGUAUCUUCUUCUGGAAGCAGUGGCUCAAGCUCAGACAGUGAAGCUGAUGGAGCAGGAAUGAUAAAACAGCCGAAAAAGAAGAGCCAAUCUAUGAAAGAGGUGAAGAAGACGCAUCCCCAUGUUCAGACGGGCUCUGCUCAGACUGUGUUUCAGUCCCAAACUGUUGUCCUUCAGGCCAGCAGUCAGAUGAAGCAACAGCAGCAUCAACCAUCGCCUGCCAGCUUUAUGGCUCCUCCACCUGUCGCUGCUCUGGAGUCAUCCCACUUACUGGAAAGCUACGAGUCUUUGCCUCCUUUCAGCCAGCCGAUCAUGCAUAUGCCCCACCACACAGGCAACUCUUCCCCUGUACCUCCACAUAUAAAUGCUCAUUCUGCUGAAUCAGUGUCCCCUGAAACACACCCCUUCCUCAACCAGCAUCCAGUCCUCCCUUCUCCAGCUCUACACAGUUCUAUGCCUCAGCAGCCAUCCCGGCCCAGUCACAAAGCAGCGCCUCUUCAUCCAAAACCCCCUCAGCAGCAACCAGCCCCUCCUCAGCAGCAGCAACAACAGCAGCAGCAGCUCCAGCCUCAGUCAGCUCCCCCACCACAGCAUCAACUUCCCUCACAGAUUCUCCACACUCAUCAACCGCUGCACCAAAGGCCCAUGUCACCACCCACACUCACCCCUCAAGGGUUUGUAUCUUCUCAGCCUCCCCAGAUGCUGUUGGAAGAUGAUGAAGAGCCUGGGUCAACAACACCUAUGAACCAAGUGCAGUUAUUUCUACAGCAAUUCCAGCCAGCUCGUCAGGCCCAGCAGUCCAUGCAGUCACACCAGGCCCCAGUUCGGCAGCAGCAACCACAGCAGCUGGGACAGACUUCUCUCCUGCAGUCUGGGACAAUCCAGGGACAAUCCCAGCUCUCUAUACAGACUUCGCUGCCUCCUCCACAGCUUUCUGUUCCAUCUCAAGCCCAGCCCACUCCGUCACAUCAGGCCCAACCCCAACAGAUGCCCUUACAUCAGGCCCGCCACUUGCAAAAUACUCAACAGCAGCAAACACAGCACCAUCAGCUGAACUACCAGCAGGGUCCUGGACUCGCUGGUCAGCCCCAAGCAUCACAACACAGUAUUUCACUGCCCACAAACAAAGCACAGCAGAUCAUCCAGCAGCAACAAGAGCAUCCCUCCCCUCGUCCAUCCAAACCUGAUCCAUACAAUACUGGGCACAUAAGAGAUAACCCAUCUCCUCUCAUGAUGCAUUCCCCACCAAUUCCCCAGUUUCCACCUGUUUCUCACCCAUCCCCACCUCCCAGCAUGCAACCCAAAAAGCAGAGGGCCUCUGGAAACCAAGGUCCAAUUAAAGAGGAAAAACGUCCUCAAUCGCCAGUGAUGAGAGGAGAGCAGUUCAAUUCUGCAAUGAGAACAGACCAUCACAAACAUCCUGAAAUCAAACCCAGUCAGACCGGCCAAAGUCAGCAGAUUUUAAAGUCUGUGGAUAGUUCACGGCCCGUCAUCCGCUCUUCUGAGCCCAGUGGGCCACCCUCCAUCCUGCAGGAAAAGGAGAAAUUCAAGCAGGAGCACAAGACCACUGUUGCUCCCAAAAAGGAUGUGAAGCUCAAAAAUAUGGGCUCAUGGGCAAGCCUGGCGCAAAAGUCAACAUCUACAACACAGUCUACUGUGAAGUCAUCGAGUGACAGUUUUGAGCAGUUUCGACGUGCAGCCCGGGAGAAAGAGGAGAGGGAGAAGGCCCUGAAGGCCCAGGCUGAGGCGGAAAAAGGCAGGCUACGUAGAGAGCAGGACAAGCAACGAGGGCGGGAUGAAGAGGACGUCAUCGAGCCUCCUACCAGAAGAGUGCAUGAGGAGCCUCGUGGCCGCCUUGAGCAACAACACAUCCAAGCGCCUCCUCAGCAGCAGCAGCAGCAACAACAGCAGCAGGUGCAAAAUGAAUCCCAGCCAGCUGCCAUCCAGCAGUCUCCUCCAGCCGCUACGCCACCUCAGCCCACCACACAAAACUCACUAGAUCAACAGAGGGAACUGGCACGCCGACGGGAACAGGAGAGGAGGAGGAGAGAGGCGAUGGCAGCAACUAUUGACAUGAAUUUUCAAAGUGACUUAAUGGCCAUCUUUGAGGAGAACCUGUUUUGAAAAAAGGAGGGCAUGAAAUGAACAGCAAAGCAAGAAGAUUAAAGUUAAUGAAUGAUGUAAGCAUCCUCGUGAAUAAAAUCCUGGCAACAAUGCAGCGCAGACCGCACCAGAGACUUUAUGCAUACAUAAACCAGUCCGGUUGAGACUGGAGACAAACGCUGGCUGGACAAGUGGUGACGGCUCACUGUGUCCUCAUUGGCUGAACACACGGAGGGGACUCUCAUUGUUUUGGAUGUCAUUUUCUGGAAAUCCAGAAUUGCUUGCCUGAUCUCUAGUUGAGAGAGAAAAGGGCCCUUUUUUGGCACAGUUGCCUUUGUUAGACUUGAUUUUUUUUUUCACUGUGUGUUGGCACAACAAUACUGCAGGAGUAAAGACAACCACAUUCUGGAGAUGGUAAAAAAUGCUCUGAAAUACUGACAGACUGCGCAGAAGUAUUUUGAAACUGCCAGAUGUCUAAAGUAGUGAAGAAAAAUUUGUCUUUCAUGUUGUUUAUUUUGUCGUUAGUGAACAGUUUUUUUUUUUUUUUUUUUUUUUUAUAUAUAUAUAUAUUUGGUGGGGAGGGGCAGGAGCAACUUCCAUACUGUAAAUCAUGUAUAUUUCUCAGCAGAGAUGGUACAGUUUGCCUUACAUCUCUUUCCUAAAUAGACGAGUAAGUUGUAUGGCCUGCACACAUGGACAAACCAAUAACAUUUACAGACAGACACAGAAGCCGUGCAGACUUUUUUUCAUCAUCUAGGAUCUACUGUAAAAAAAUAUUUUCUUAUGCUUCAAUAACUGUUUAUUUUGGAUCCAUCUGCUUUUCCACCUCGGUUCUUUUAAUCUUUGCACCAACACACUCCACCACCUAUGCCAAACAGCUCAAUAUCUUUUAUGCUAAAUAACGUCUUCUAAAGCAUUGUAGGUAGAUAGUGUGCAAAAAACUGAAUAUAUGCAUUCUCGUAGCUCCAGUGAGUAUUUAUCAAAGUAAAGAUCAGUUUUCAUCUUGUAUUUGUCAUUUAGAAACUACAGAAGCUAGCUACCAGAAGAGCUAAAGAGCCAGUUGUUUCUGAGCUUUAGUUGGAUUUCACUACAGGUGUCUUUUAUAUUUGUUUUACUAUCAGAUUUAAUGUUCGGCUGUUCACAGCUGUCACUACUGGAUUGGAUAAGCCUCUGGUGUUGCCUUUGAGGAUCCUGCUGUGACAAAAAUCACUGCUUAAAGUCAGAAAGAUACAAUUAAAGAAAAAGACACAUUUACAUCUUUUGUAGCCGAUACUGGAAACAGGUUAGUAAAAAAAGAAAAUAGUUGUUGGGACCACCCGAAGUUUUCACUUUGAUUCAUCUUCCAAUUCACAACAGGCACCGUUGACAGCGUUAAAAACAAGACGACCACAAAAAUCAAAACUAAAAAGGUUUGGACUUCUAUCUUUGUUCUUGUUUGAUCAUAGUGGAUGUAAGUUCCUGGAGACAUUGUUGGAGCUGGGCUAAAAUCUGAACAAAUGUUGUCCUCUCUAUUUGUCUCCUAAAGUGUUUUUUUGUUUUUUUUUUUCUCCAGUGCCUGUAUUGUAUUGCAAUUCUUGUUGGAUUAUAUUACACUUUGAGGGGACUUAGAAAGUGGCACAUCAGGAGUGGGAGGUGUAAUAUUUAAAAGGGGAGGGACAUUUUUGACAGAGUUUGUGUUUUAAAAAAAAAAAAAAAAAAAGGUAAAGACAGCAUUUUAUAUUUUACCCAUUGUCAAUAUUCUGGUUUUAAAUUUAGUUUUAGCUGGGCAUCUUUAAGUGUAAACAUCUGACAACUACUUUCUCAUUUCGUUCUCAUCAGAUUUUAGCUAGAUGUGUUUUCAGCGUUUCAACAUUAGCGUUAUCAGUCUGGUCUGUACGUUUGGUUGUGUAAAUUUGGGCGGCUGUGUGAAUGUGAGAGUUUGACUGUUUUUUUGUUGUUGUUUUUUUCCACUGUGUGGUGAAGAGAGGCAUGUUCCCAGAUGUAGAUAAACAUUCUGUUGAUGAAGACUAAAAAGAUGAGCAGGAGAUAAGUAGUGCUUAAUUCACUGUUUUUAAAUUUCUUUAAAGUCCACCAUGUAUGAAUAUAUAAUGUUAUUAUUAGACCUGUUUUAAAUGUGUUCAGAAAAAUACUUUCAUUCCUUAUUAUCCUUUUCUUUUCACAAUAACUGUUGGACAUAAUGUGCCAUGAGUUCUUCACACAAUGUGCUGACAUGCAGCCCAGCACAGAAUUUGCUUUAUUCAGGUAUUUUAUUUUUGUGUUGCAUUUGUUCUGUUUUGGGAGGUUAUAACAUUUUCCUCAGUUUUGUUUGGUAUGCGAGUGGUCUCUUGAGGUCUCUGAAUACGUAUGUUAUGAUCAUUGAAUAAACUCAUCUGUUUUAUAGAAAAUAAAACAAAAUAAAUUGUC
Girardinichthys multiradiatus is the source of this 6841-nucleotide messenger RNA. RefSeq names its product bromodomain-containing protein 4-like. Gene Ontology annotation, biological process: chromatin remodeling; positive regulation of transcription elongation by RNA polymerase II. The record is from RefSeq and is a predicted model, not a curated record. Bases 140 to 4459 code for a protein of 1439 amino acids. Lineage: Eukaryota; Metazoa; Chordata; Actinopteri; Cyprinodontiformes; Goodeidae. Gene Ontology annotation, cellular component: chromatin; nucleus. The transcript has 18 exons.